AAUACAAAUUCCCCACGUUGUUUCUUAUGAUUCGGCAUUUAUCGUCUUCUGCCCUUUACCAAUUGGAAAAAAGCUCGCCUCUGGCCCCCGCAUUUUCCCUCCGCAUUGGAGCGGAAAUAGGACUGAACACACGCCGGAAAAUUGCGGACGUUCUAAGAAAAGUCAGACCAAAAAUGGUGAUGUGGGUAUUCGGGUACGGCUCUCUUAUUUGGAAAACUGGAUUUCCUUUUGACCAAAAAUUACCUGGCUGUAUCAAAGGCUACCGCCGUGUCUUCUAUCAAGGAAGUACUGAUCAUAGAGGAACUCCUGAAUUUCCUGGAAGAACUGUGACAUUGGAGGCUGCGGAAGGGGAAGUUUGUUGGGGUGUUGCUUACAAGAUCACCAAAAAGGAGGAUAAAGAAACUGCAUUAAAUCAUUUGGAAGUGAGGGAGAAACAAUAUGAUAGGAAAGAAUAUGUCGAUUUUUUCACCGACCCCUUGGAUACCACCCCUAUUGUUUCUGGAGUAAUGGUGUAUGUUGCAUCUCCAGACAAGAAGCUAAACAAGAAUUACCUUGGCCCUGCAUCUAUCGAGGAGAUUGCCAAACAGGUAGUUCAUGCGGAAGGGCCCUCAGGACCAAACAAGGACUAUAUUUUUCAACUCGAAAAGGCUCUUCUUCAGUUUGGAUGGUAUGAUAAACAUGUAAACGAUCUAGCAAAUGAAGUUAGAAGCCUUCUUUCAGAUGGGAAGCUGACUGCUGCUUAGCGUUCAACAUCGAACUUAAAGCCCUGGAAGUAGUAUUGCUAGCCUCUUUCCUAUCAUCGUCAAGUGAUAUUUAGUCCCACUGGAGGGUGUUUAGAUGCAUCUUUAUUCAAUUAUUGUUGCCUCCAAUGGCAAGUAAAGGUGGAAAUUUUCUUAAUGUUAAGUAUUUAAGAUUGUCUUAAACGCUGAAUUAUUAAGUUGAGAACUUUAUCUCAGCAGAUGCGCAAUUAUGCUAUGCUGAGACACUUUCCAAUGUGCACUUAAAACUGUCGUUUAUAAUGUCAAA
This is a messenger RNA of Cucumis melo (muskmelon), 1026 nucleotides long. RefSeq names its product gamma-glutamylcyclotransferase 2-3. The record is from RefSeq and is a predicted model, not a curated record. Gene Ontology annotation, cellular component: cytoplasm. Gene Ontology annotation, biological process: glutathione catabolic process. The coding region runs from base 27 to 743 and encodes 238 amino acids. The transcript has 8 exons. Gene Ontology annotation, molecular function: gamma-glutamylcyclotransferase activity; glutathione specific gamma-glutamylcyclotransferase activity. NCBI's taxonomy places the organism in Eukaryota, Viridiplantae, Streptophyta, Magnoliopsida, Cucurbitales, Cucurbitaceae.